This is a messenger RNA of Phytophthora sojae, 393 nucleotides long. RefSeq lists its product as hypothetical. NCBI's taxonomy places the organism in Eukaryota, Oomycota, Peronosporomycetes, Peronosporales, Peronosporaceae. The annotation marks the transcript as partial. The transcript has a single exon. The record is from RefSeq and is a predicted model, not a curated record.
AAAACCAUUUUUACACGGCAUGUUCAUAUAAUGCCGAAGUUGUUGUUCCAUCUGGAACACCGCGUGCUUGUCGGGUACAUUGAAUCUGUGGUACCGAUUCUCUACGCCGUUUACUUGUCAAUCGUGAGCCAAUUGCCAAGCGCCAAGUACUACCCUUACAUGCGUUUGCUCACGAACGAGCAACUUCAAGUGACGGUCGGGAGUAUCAUCGUCUACGCAGCAACAGAAGUUGCGUCUUUGGUGAGGAUUCACGUUACGGUUAAGCGCAAACUUGGGUUUUCAAUGCUGCAUCAGCUAGGAUUUGUGCUGGAGACCGAUACUGACCUGCUUCAAGGUCGACGCUUCGUCUGGAUCGUCAUUCUACUGCAGCUCACGCUCGUGCACUACGGUACG